CUCGGAUACGUUCAGUGUUUUGAUGCUCAGUUGGGAGGUCAAUCUGGAUAGGUCCGGUAGAAUGUUCGGUGUUCUCAAUGUAUUGUGUUUUGCGACAAUCGCAGUAUGUAUCAAAGGCAUCGAUGAUAUGACGCUUGAUAUACCUGGUAAUGACGACGAGAAACAGUUCAUAGAAGCAAUUGCGAGUACGAGUCAUCGACAAUCGGAUUAUGAAUAUGGGUCCCGCCAAAGAUGCACGUAUAGCUUUACCGUCGAGGAUAGAAUGGGAUCGAUGAAUUGUGGCGGGGGGCAUGGUGGGGGCUCGGGACGUAGCGCCCGUGAUGAUGAUACAAACGCCCGACUUGUGCGUCUCCAAGAAAGGCUCAACAACGAAUUGGUAGAACGACAGAAAUAUCACGAACGGAUUUUACUUGAUAUGUCGGAAAGCUUAGGCUUACGUCGUUUUCUGAACGAGAAAAAAGAAGCGAUCGCUGAGAUCCCCAAAUUAGGACUUCAUUUGCAAAGGUUAUUUCUGAACACAUCUGAGGAAAUAAAGCAACUUCGAGAAGAACACGCAUUAAUCACAGAGGAAUUGAAUAAACGACUGGGAACAAGUGAAAGCUUUAAAGUGAACCAAGUUUGGUUAAAAAACAAUCGAAAGUCGCGCGAACGUUACCCAUUUGAUUUUGAAAGCACACAGGCGACUCCAAGCGUUGAUUUUGAAAGUCUGUCACGCCCAAGCGAUUAUCAGGGACAAGGCCCCGAUUCUGGUGAUUUUCCUCGAGUAGACCAACGACGCUUGUUUUAUAACAUGAGCGUCGAUGUACAAUUGCAUGGGAGACGUUUGGGCUUUCUGGAACAAGCAAUAACCAAUGUAUCCUCCCGAAUUGAUAAAAUUCUUCUUAAGGAUAAAACUGAAAUUGAAGGCUUGAGAACGAGAUUUAUUAUAGAACGCAGCCAAAGAAUGACACUUUCUAGUGAGGUAGAUAAACUCCGGGAUAAAAUGGCGCGUGUGGAAAACCAACCAGCUAGAGCUACCGGUCCGUACAAUUGCCCGCAUUUAGACAAAUCAUGUAGCGAUCUGGAUUACAAUAUAACGCUGUUAAACCUGAGCCAUAUUGCAUUAAAGGGGAAGGUAGACAACGCAUUGCAAAGGCACUUUAAAGACGCUGAAAUUGCCCGUUCCAAUACCUAUGACAACGCUGUGCCGAUUUUAAAACAACAAGUUGAACAUUUAAAAAGAGACCAUGAACUUGAGGUUAACAAUAUAUGGAACGCCAUAAAGGACGAGGAAGUAGAAAGGGAGCGUUUAAGGAAUCAAAUGACAACAGCAAUGGGAGUCCAAACACAGGCGGCAUCGAGCCAGCAAAUGCAGAUACAGGGAAAUAAGAUACAAGGUAUUGAAAAGAUGCUUGGGAAUAUCUCCAGGAAGAUAGAAACACUCCAAUCUUCAUACCUAGAAGACGCGCAUGCGCUAGAAAUGCGAUUGAACCGAGCUUAUCAUCGUAAACAGCAGUUGAUGGAUGACCUGGAGCAGCAGAUGAGUCGUCUCACUCAAACUCAUAAUCAGAAUGACGUGUUUGAGGUCAAAGCUGAAAUAAAUAACCUCCAAGAUAAACUUGUUAAGAUACAAGAAAACGUUGAUGAACUUCAACAAGAUGUCUAUUUAUUGAAGUCAAAACAUAUGCAACAACUGCGCCAUUUUGAGGGACUAAUAAGCAACAUAACCAAAGAUAGUAAUGAAAUAAAACGAGAACAACCAAGGUUGCCGUCAACUAGAAAGCUCAGCGACAUUGAAGCCCAACUUGGAGAACAACAUGAGAAAUACCUACACAUUCAAAGUGCAAUGUUGCAGCUCACGACACUCGUGCAUGAUAUCAAGAAAAAGCAGUCUUCUGUCCUUGAAGACCUCGAAGAAAAAUUCAACGAAGUUGACCAAGAGAAUAUUAUCGAACAGGUCUCAGAGAGGAUGAUUAAAAAGAAGUUUGAUGAUACUUUGGAAUUCCAUCUGAGUGAUCAAAAGAUAAAGACCAAACACAUGGAAGAGUCGUUGUACAACAUGACAGAGAAGCUGAAAGAUAUGAAGAGCGAUCAUAAGAACAAAACCCAGGAUUUAAUGAUGAGGUUAUACAACGAGCACAAAAUGAGAGGAGUUCUUGAGGAGAGGUUAUCAUCGGAAGAAGAGAAGAACGCAAACCUAAGCAAAGUCGUAAAGAAACAGGAAGAUAUGAUAAAGCAGUUAGAUCAACAAGUAAGUACAGAGAACAAUGAGCGUAAACAAUUAUCAAAACUUGUGAUAAAACUAGAAGAUAAUGUUGACACUAUCGUUGUUAAACUUGGAGAACAAAAAGCCAGGGCUAGAUACUUAACAAACAAAGUUCAACAAACGUCAAAAUUGAAAAAUAACAUGACCAACUUGGUUGUAAAAAUGAAAGAAGACAUGACGAAGGAAUUGGAAAAUAAAAUACAGAGUACACUUAGUGAAAAGAAUAGUGUACAAAGCAACAUGAUGAGCAUGCUUGCGACGUUGAGGGAUGAUCUGGCAAAGGAAAUUGAACACAGACGAUCACUAGAGUUUAACUUACGGGAUGCAAUAUCAGAAAGAGAAAGUCUGGCAUUGAGAUUACAAGAUGACUUGCAAAAACGUGAAACUAUGUACAAGAAGAUAAUAGAAGGGGAACGCCAACGGGAACAUAUGAAUAGACAUAUCAACAACCUUGUGAUAGACAUGAACGCAAGAGCGAAACGCGAACGCUUUGAAUCAGAAAAAGAGACAGAGAACUCCGUUACAGCAAGUUAUGGUCCAGUUGAAACAACAACGUCAUACCGUUUGGUCGAAGCCACAACCUUAAAGCCUCGUAAACCAUCAACCAAACGCCAAAAGAAGAAACCUCAAAAACCAACCACAAAAAGGACACCAACCACACCAAAGAAGAAGACGACACCAAGAAGGCCAACCAAGCCAAAGACCCGCAAACCCAUCGAAAGAAUGAUAACAACCACGCUUACAACUACUACGGUCGAACCAACGAAGAAGGCGACUCCCAAAAGGAUGAAAACACCCGUUCAGCCGAAUACAGUCCCAAUAGAUUGCAGUGGCUACAAUGCAUUGGGUUUUACUCAAAACGGUAUUUAUCGCAUCAAGCCUAACUCUUCCGCGGACCAGUUCCAGGCCUACUGUAAACACGAUGCAGAUGGUGGUUGGACCGUCAUUCAAAGGCGAGAAGAUGGAUCGGUCGACUUCAACAAGGACUGGGUGGAAUACAGAGAAGGCUUCGGCAAUCCCGCCGGGGAACAUUGGCUUGGAAAUGAGCACAUAUACCAUCUGACGUCCACCGGGAAACAUCAGCUACGAGUUGAUAUCAAGCUUCCCGACAACUCUUGGGCCACGUCAGCUUAUGACGACUUCAAGAUUGAAUCAGAAUUUGGAGGGUACAUGAUGAGAUUAGGAACGUUCCUUGGCGGGAACGCGGGUGAUGGUUUCAACGUGGAAAGUUCGUUUUCGACAAACAAAGAUAUGUAUUUCUCCACGAAGGGUAAAGACCAAGACGAUUCUUACUGGUAUCAUUGUGCGGAGGACGCUAAAUCCGGAUGGUGGUAUAGUGAUUGCGGAAUUUCUAACCUUAACGGACCAUACAUGCUCGAUCAAUGUAAGAACAGAGAAUGCUUUGUAUGGGGAGACCUAAUUGAUCAUUAUGAUGAGGAAUUGAUGCAAAACUAUAAUUUGGAAACUGUUAUGCGAAUCAGAAGAUUUGAAUAGAUGACAUACGAUUGCGUAAAUGCGAGUGCAUCAUAGAAUGCUUGGCUCAAACGACUGCUGGACUGAGUAAAGCUUCAGUCACAUUUGCUUUACGGCGGCGUACGGUAGGAGUAGCUUUAUAAACUCAAAUCUACAUCGUACCGCUUAUCCCUACAUUUUAUGCUGCAUUUCUCUCGAAUUUGAGAAUCGGACGCCGUGUGGUUACCGUAGAUCAAAUGUGACAGAGGCUUCAGUUGCUCUGCCGAUAAGAGUCGCCAGCUGAGGCCAGGUUGAUGUAUAUUGUAUACCUUUGCUUUACAAUUUUUCGUGAAAUAUUCAACUUGAUAUU
Owenia fusiformis is the source of this 4067-nucleotide messenger RNA. The record is from the annotation of a GenBank genome assembly. NCBI's taxonomy places the organism in Eukaryota, Metazoa, Annelida, Polychaeta, Sabellida, Oweniidae.